Helicoverpa zea (corn earworm) is the source of this 3055-nucleotide messenger RNA. RefSeq names its product transcription initiation factor TFIID subunit 4 (gene Taf4). The record is from RefSeq and is a predicted model, not a curated record. Gene Ontology annotation, cellular component: transcription factor TFIID complex. The coding region runs from base 10 to 2541 and encodes 843 amino acids. Lineage: Eukaryota; Metazoa; Arthropoda; Insecta; Lepidoptera; Noctuidae. Gene Ontology annotation, molecular function: RNA polymerase II general transcription initiation factor activity; DNA binding; protein heterodimerization activity. The transcript has 9 exons. Gene Ontology annotation, biological process: DNA-templated transcription; transcription initiation at RNA polymerase II promoter.
UUGUAUAAAAUGGCGUCAGCCGAGUUUUUAGAGCAAGCUUUGUCCACAAACGUUGAUGAGAACGCCGUUAACGCGAUUGUAGGGUCAUUAGAAAAUCAGUUAGUCACGCCCGUUCCAUCACAAUCCUCUCAUACCAGUUUCGUAAAUGUUAUACCGUCUCAAAAUUGUAAUAUAACUUCAAACGCGGGCUCUAUUAUAAGUGGACAAAAAUAUGUUACGGACCAAAUAAAUUCUGGUGGUAUAGUGAACAGUAUUCAUUCUAAUAUUGUAUCGAACUCAAGUGCAUCGUUUAAUAAUGUGCAAGCAUCAACACAACCAACAUUUACAUCUCUUUCAUUGAGUGGUGGUGCUCCUCUUUCCAAUGAGACAUUGAAGGUGAUAUACUCACAAGCACAACAUCUGAGCAACCCUCACAGCAGCGUGACGUUACCAGUUCAGUCUUUGGCAAGCGGGCCAUCGCAGAGCCAGAUAUUACACGCAGUAUCGACUGGCGGCGUGCUACCCCAGCAAGGCAACAAAACUAUCGCCAUGCAGCCUCCACUCGUGAUAAAGCAGGGCACAAAUACUGGCCAAGUGGGUAUGCAGCCUGGAAUGGUGACUGUCCCAAUGACUGUGAACUCUAGCAUGCCUGCUUCAAUACCUAAUGUGAUGACACUGAACAAGCCUGGAGGGCAGAACGUUGUAGUGACCACACAGAAUCUAGGCUCCGCGCAGCCUACUAUCAUCCCCAAUGUCCAAAUAUUAAACAUGAGACCUGGAGCGCCCGCAGUGGCUGCUCAGAAGUCAGUAGCGACAGUAUCACCCAGAGUGGUGAUUGGUACGCCUCAAGUUGUUGGUACGAGAGCAACUGCUCCAAUAACGCUGCAAACUCUGCAGAGUCUUCAACCGGGGCAGCAGGGUCAUUUGUUGUUAAAGACUGAGAAUGGUCAAUACCAGCUGCUGAGGGUGGGCCACGCGCCCGCGGCCAGCACUCUUACGGCGCCGCAGGCUCAGACCAUCCGGCUGUCGACCGUGCCGGCACACCCUGGCGUGGCCACAGUGUCCACAAGCGUGGCGGCACCUGGCCCCAUUCCGGGACAGAUGCCGGCGCCGCCGAUUGCUGCGCCUGUUGUCGCAUCGGCGCCAAGUGUUACGGUGUCUACAACUCCGCCGCAGCAGCCCAGUACCACCACACAUAUUAAGCCGUCAGACAAUACCAAAGAGAAAUGUCGGAACUUCCUAGCAAAUCUCCUGGACUUGUCCAGCAAGGAGCCACCCUCCGUGGAGAUGAAUGUUAGGAACCUGAUCCAGGAGCUGAUUGAUGCCCAGGUCGAGCCAGAGGAGUUCUGUGAUAGACUUGAACGUCUCCUCAAUGCCAGCCCACAACCAUGCCUCAUUGGGUUUCUGAAGAAAAGUUUGCCGCUGCUCCGUCAGUCUCUUGUGACGAAGGAGUUGGUGAUCGAAGGCAUCAACCCUCCAGCACCGCACGUGGCCUUCUCGACCAUACCAGCACCAACUCAACCCGUCAUCGCUACCUCCAACAUCCAGAUGAAGCCGACCCAGAAGGCUGGCGGCUCUAUAGCCGUGCUGCAGAACAUUCCUCUCCAUACGAAGAUCAAUGUGAACAAGGUGGGCAAGGCGAUGACAGUGAACAGCAAGGCCAACUUCCCGCGCUCGUCUGUGCCCUCCGCCGCGCUCUCCACCGUCCUCACCCCCGGCAAGUCCUUGCUCAAAGACAAAGAGAAGAAGUCUUCGGGACAAUUCUCGCAACCGUUUGUUGACGACAAGAUGGCGGGCGACGAUGACAUCAACGAUGUGGCUGCUAUGGGAGGCGUCAACUUGGCAGAGGAAUCUCAGAGGAUCCUCGGCUCCACGGAAAUGAUCGGGACCCAGAUUCGGUCAUGUAAGGAGGAAUAUUUAGUACCGACAAGCUUGAUGCAGGCGCGAAUUAAAGCGAUAACUUCAAAGCACGGCAUGGAGGAAUCGCCACCAGAAGUAGCCAACAUCAUCAGCCAUGCAGUACAAGAAAGGCUCAAGACCAUUGUGGAGAAACUUGCCACGAUCGCACAACACAGAAUUGAUUUAAUAAUAAAGACUGACAACCGCUAUGAAGUGACACAAGACGUGAAAGGCCAGCUCAAAUUCCUAGAAGAACUGGAUCGUGUCGAUAAGAAGAGACGCGAGGAUUCUGAGAGAGAAAUGCUAUUACGAGCUGCAAAGUCUAGGUCUAAAAAUGAAGACCCGGAGCAGGCCAAACUGAAGGCCAAAGCCAAAGAGAUGCAGAGAGCUGAGUUGGAAGAGCUUAGGCAGCGUGAGGCUAACUUGACGGCGCUGCAGGCCAUCGGGCCGAGGAAGAAGGCGAGGCUCGACAUGCCCGGAGGAUCAGGAGACUCAAUUUCUAACGGCUCCGGACACAAUAGUAGCUCAGGAGUCUCUGGGCGCAGUCAGAUGGCUCUGCGAACGAGGCUGAAGCGCAUCAACCUUCGCGACAUGAUCUGCCUGAUGGAACAGGAACGAGACACGAGUCGCUCCCUCAUGCUGUACAAGAGCUACCUCAAAUAGCGCUGCCGAGCUCGUCACCGACUGAAUCUAAUGCCGCGUUCGCGAAUCAUCCAUUUGUAAAUGUGCACAUCAUUCAUAAAUGUAUGACAACUAUCAGCGUUACUGAUCGAGUAGUGGUGCAAUCACAUCACCACGUUGUUUGCUUUCGUUCCAUGAAUUUGGCAAGCAAGUGCAAAAUGUUUGCGCAAACCAGAGAUACAGGUUUUUAUAUAAAUCCUAUCCAAACCAGAUAUGGUUUGCAAUGUAAAAAUUUGGAAAGUUGAGUAUUAAUUACAUGGAGAAGAAAAGGACCAGCGGAGAUGUCAUAAUGCAAACUCUCCUAAGAAACUUAUCCCUCAACGUUUUUAAUUAGUAUUUUCAUAAUAAAUUAUGUUAUAAUAUGGAAUAAAUUAUGUAUUUUGAGCCAAUUGUUGCAUGCUAUUUUAUCUACUAUCAUUGGAUGGUCUUUUAUCAUGUUCUUCCUGCAGUUUUUAGUGUUGAUGAUCUGAUAUUGUAUCGCAAUAAAAUUAUUUUU